Amaranthus tricolor (Joseph's coat) is the source of this 1847-nucleotide messenger RNA. RefSeq lists its product as uncharacterized. The transcript has a single exon. Bases 89 to 1153 code for a protein of 354 amino acids. The record is from RefSeq and is a predicted model, not a curated record. Lineage: Eukaryota; Viridiplantae; Streptophyta; Magnoliopsida; Caryophyllales; Amaranthaceae.
ACCUUGGAUCAAGUAUAUAUUUUUUCAUUAUUGAUGACUAAUAAUUCUCUAGUUAUUUCAUUUUAUUCUCUCUCUCUAGAUUAACACCAUGAAAGCAGCUCAUUCUCACAACCAUCAAUCACAAAAAAGAAGCCAUUCACUAUUUUCUUGUGCUUUUUUCCGUCAUUGUACUGAUUCUCCUCUUAGUCCUACAACCCCAACUCGCUCAGCUCCGUCGCAUUUUCCGGCGUCACUUCCUCUCCAACCACCGGUUCCGCCACCGCAGUUAACAAGUCAAAAUUCUGUCCAUGCAAUAAAUAUUCCACCACUUCAUAAUCACAACAACCAUGGUAAAACUUCUGAAUCUGAAUCUUCUUCAUCUUCAACUUCUCAGAGUUUUACUCAAUGGAGGUUUCCCCCUACAUUUCCUCAUCCUCCACCGGAAUUCUCUCCGCCGCCACAGAUGGUGGUUUCCCCGGCGAGUUUGCCGGAAAAGAAAAAAGGGUUUCAGUUUUCUGACCUUAUGGAGCUUUUUCACAUGGCGGAGCUCCAUUUUACAUCUGGGUCGGAAUCAGACUGUCUUACAGCACUCCAUAUGUUAGAACAGUCACUUGUCCCGAACCCACCAUCCGAUGCGGUCCCUGAAAGUGGGGCCUCAGUGGUUGUCCCGGCAGUGGUGGUGGAGGGGGUGGUCCGGGAAAUGACCCGGGCCACCUUGUCAAAACCCGCUACUAAAGUGCUCCUAGCACUUUGCUUGGCGGAAGGAAACCGCCGUGUUGCGGUGGAAUGUGGGGCGCCGUCACAGGUGGUGGAUGCAUUGGCGGACCUUGAUGGGGCGGUGGCGGAAAGGGCUUUAGCGGCGUUAGAGCUUAUGUGCACGGUCCCCGAGGGGGCUGCCGAGGUGCGAGCACAUGCAUUGGCGGUGCCAAUGCUGGUGGCGACAAUGGGGAGGAUGGAAGGUCGAGGGCGGGAGUACGCGAUUAGUGUGCUCACCGCUGUAUAUGGUGGCGGGGAUGAUGAUCACCAAGUGUGGGAAGCAGCCCCACCAGAAGAGGUGGCACGUGCGGUGGUGUUGGCCAUGCAACAAGGGGAUUGUAGUGCUAGAGGGAAAAGGAAAGGUGCUCAACUUCUAAAAGUUCUUCAAGAAAAUGGGAGGGUAGAUUUAACCCAAUAAUUAAUUACUUAUGAUGCAUCAUUAUAUAUAUUAAGAUUAAGUAAUUGAAGAAACCGCAGAUAUUCUAUUAAAAUCACGAGUUGAAUGGUUGAAGAUUUUCUCAUAAUUAUAGUUUACUUUAUGGUUAUCACUGCUUAUGCAUGUUGAUUUUUUAAAUUGUUGUAUAGUUAGGGGGUGUUUGGCACGUGGAAAUGAGAAUUAUGAGACUAUAAUUGAGACUUUGGAAUGAGACUUGAAUUUAGACUUUGAAAAUAAAUGUUUUAUGUCCUUAUAACUUUUAGUUUACUUUCAUUAAAGGCAAAAAUGUCAUUUUUAUAAAUUUUCCAAGUCUCAACUCUAAAUACCACCCUCCUUCAAAACUUUCUUUUGUGUGACUUUCCAUUCCCGAGCCUCAACUCAUAUCUAAGUCUCAACAUUAGUCAAUUUUCGUUCCCCUUAAACAUACAAGGGACUUUUUAUAAUUUCACCCUAAAAUUUCAAUCCCCAACUUCAACUCCCUCCAAACACACCCUUAAUGUCUGUUAGAGUAAUAGUAAUAUAUAAUUACAGAUUAUAUUUGAAAUUAAGUUCAGCUUGCAAAUAGAGAGAAAAAAAGAUAAAAAAAUAUUUGUGAUAUGAUGAUAAAUGUUAUUCAACGUUUAUUAUCUCAUGUAUGUUGACGAAUUUCAUGUAUAAAAAGGAAAGUUGUAAUUUA